AUGUUCUCCACCGCCGUCGAGCAAAAGGUUUAUUUAUCAAUCAAGCCACUGAUUCCUAACUUCACUUUAACACAACUUAAUUUGCAGGGAGCCCUUACUGGGUUGGUUACUGGACUGGCAUUCAGUUUGUGGAUUGGAUUUGGUGGUCCGAAGCCUCCCAUUCCACGUCUUCCUUUAAGAAACGAUGGCUGCGCCGAGUUCUUGAACGCAACAAUUGAUUCCACAACUGAGCAGUACCUUUCAACAAUUUCUCCUUCUGCCUUGCCAACAGGAGUCACGCCAGCAGAUGAUUACUUCCCACUAUAUCGUGUAUCGUUUAUGUGGUACGCACCUCUUGGAUUUCUUCUGACAGUUCUUGUUGCCCAAGUGGUCAGCCGGAUUGUUAGAUUAAGCGUUGAAAGGCGAGGCGUAUCAGGCCAAAAGAUCAAUGAAGAAUUGCUCAGUCCAAUGUUUCCGCAGUGUUUCCGCACUUCUCAUCAUCUUCCAGAUCCCAACUUACUGUUGACUCCUCGUGAAAAUUACGAAGAAAAACAGAGCCACGAAGACCAAACUGUAUCGAAAAUUUGAAGGCCGUUCCGAGCUCAGGAAUAAUAUCUGUUGUAGUCCAAAAAGCUCACCGAAAAAUCUCGGAAAGAAUCUCAUCAACUGGAAACCAGUUCACAGUAAAUUCAUUAAAUUUUGGAAUCCACGCACAAGUUAAAGAUCAACUCCUUUUUUUUAAUCUUCAGUGCAAUAGUACGUAGAAACGUAAAGUCCUGCGGUUUAAUGUGAAAUCAAGUGUGACCUUGUAGGGUUAACACUUAAAAGUAUCGUUGUUUUAAAAUCUUUCGUGUUAAUCACCAUUUUAUGUGGUUAAAGCCGCUUCAUCUCCGUGCGUCCUGAUCUACAUAUCAAAAUCUGUUCUUUGUUUUGGUAGGCUUUUUUUUGUUUCUAGUUCAAUGAAUCAGUUACAUCAUUGUUGUUAA
Daphnia carinata is the source of this 965-nucleotide messenger RNA. Its product is annotated as putative sodium-dependent multivitamin transporter. The coding region runs from base 1 to 567 and encodes 188 amino acids. NCBI's taxonomy places the organism in Eukaryota, Metazoa, Arthropoda, Branchiopoda, Diplostraca, Daphniidae. The transcript has 2 exons. The record is from RefSeq and is a predicted model, not a curated record.